Paramecium tetraurelia is the source of this 2817-nucleotide messenger RNA. RefSeq lists its product as uncharacterized. The record is from RefSeq and is a predicted model, not a curated record. Gene Ontology annotation, biological process: peptide catabolic process. The transcript is spliced from 4 exons. Gene Ontology annotation, molecular function: metalloendopeptidase activity; metal ion binding. Gene Ontology annotation, cellular component: cytosol; mitochondrion. Lineage: Eukaryota; Ciliophora; Oligohymenophorea; Peniculida; Parameciidae.
AUGCAAAUGGAUGAAGAAAAUUAAGGAUUAGUACAUCAAGAUGUGAAGAAACCUAAGGAUCCUGAAACACGUGGCAUUCUCUCCACCAUUUGUUACAUAAUCCAACUAGUCAUACUCAUCUUAUUGGUUUUCUUGGUUUUCAAAUCCCUUAGAUUUAAUAGUUGUAAUGUGAAUGAAACAGAAAAUAUAGAUGAUAUUGAUAAUGCUGUGGUUUUGGAUAAAGAAGAUUAAGACAUCAUGCAAUUCUUGACUAGUCCUGAAGAUGUUACUCAAUUUGAUAACAUCAUGCCAGAACCAGAAGAAGAACAAUUCGAAGAAUUAAUAUUCGAAGCUGAACCAUGGAAUGAAGGACAAUUGUAAGGAUGGCAAUAUAAGAAUGGCUUAACUUUGAUUGUCUAAGAAAAAUAAGUGGAAAUAGCUACUUUGUAAUUUGUCAUCUACCAUGGUUAUCAUGAUGACGAAUACAAUACAUUAUUCAUGCGUUUGUUAUUGAAGUAGUAGUGUUCCUAAGCACAAUUGAUUGAAAGAGCAUACAUGAGUACUGUGACUAUUCACCUUAAAAACGAAUAAAUGGAAACUUGCAUAAGAAAGUUCGCUGAUUCACUUGUGAGAGAAUACACCUAAGAUGAUUUGGAUAAUAUUAAUAGCGAAUCAAUUUAAACGAGCGACAUUGAUCUCAUUUCCAAAAUAGACAGAGUCUUAGAUGCAAUAUCAUUAAAUAAUGAAAUCAUGACUGAACCCAUCCAGAUUCAAGAUUUGCAGAAUUACAUCGAAUUAAUAUUGGUUUCCAAUCCACUUAGGUUGACAAUAGAAUCUGCGCUUUCAAACUAAGAAAUCUAUAUGCUUGUCUCAGAUACUUAAUUAUUGCAAAAAGAAUUUGGAACUUCCAUAAUUGACUCUUGGGAUCUAGAGCCAAUUCUAUAUAAUCAAAUUAGAAUCAAUUCCAAUUAAACAUCCACUAUUUUAAUAUACCCAGCAAAACAAGACGAGUUUUUUAAGCAUUUAUUAUUGCAGAAAACACAAAACUCUUUACAAACCAUUCUCAAGUGCUAAUUCGAAAUUCUAGAUUUUGAUUUCUUGGCAAUUAACAUUUAAGAUUGUGAUGUAGAUAGUAUAACAUUGGCUAAUGCAAUUUACAAUUUCGGAUCAUUUCUAAAAAGAUAGAAUGAAAAGACAUUAUUAAAUUGUCAUAAAGACUUUUACAACUUAUAAAUCCUCUAUUAAAAAUAUGUUGAAGAUAAGGAAUUCUCUAAGAAAGAUCUAAAUGCUAUUAUUGAUAAUAUUUAAUCAGGAGUCAUUAUUAUAUAAUAGGGGUAAUUUAUCUAUCAAGAAUUAAAGACUUUGAACAAAGAUGAUUUCUUAAGCUCCAAUUUUGUUAAUAAAAAAGUACAAUCAAUCGAAUAUUCCAAUAUUUUGUUAGAUUAUACUAUUGUCUCAAACAUAGUUGAAUAAUUAAUUUCAUAGCUUAAGUUACCCAAUCUCUCCCAAUACAUCCCCCUUGAAUUACCAAAUUACAAUUUUUAUACAACUAAUUAAAUUGAACCAAUUAACAUAACGUUAUAGGAACCCUAACUUAAGAGUGAUUCUCCAAAUGAUAUAGAACCCCUUUAUAAGCCUUUAAUUCCUUACGUUCCGUUAGACUUAGACCAAUCUUAAAAAAAUUUCUUAAUUCCAAUCUUAACACCAAUAUAGAUUUCUUAAGAAUUGUGGUGGCAAUACGAUAACCAUACUAAUAGAGUUUUUCUCGGAAUCUUAUUCUACAAACCGAUUAAUGGUUUUAGCAUUGCAAAAUCAAAGGCUAUUUUAAAGGUUGCCUAAAUGUAUAUUGAACAAUCAAACUUAGACGCCAUUUCAGCUGGUUUCAACUUUUAAGUAGAAAGUAGUUUUAAAGGUCUCUCGUUUAUGUUGUCAGGAUGGAGUCUAACAUUUGAAGCAGUAAAAAACUAAGUUCUAUCAAAUAUCAAAGAGAUAAAGGACGAAUCUAAAUUCUCAAGCAUAAAAGAAGAUUUAAGAAAUUAGUUUUAAGAAUACUAUUUUUAAAAAACUCAAUUCUACUUAGUUCAAUAUUGGCUACCUAAAUUAAUGUUGAGACCUGUUAAUGAUCCUGCAGAUAUAAUAAGAGAAUUCCAGGAUCUAAAGUUUUCUGAGUUCUCGCAAUUUUUAACUGAUAUGUUUUCAGACAUAAAGUAUACAGCAUUUGUAAGUGGGAACAUUGACAUUCAGAAUGCAAAAUAGUUGGUUUAAGAUUACCAUCCUAAUGAUAUUGAAACCAUCACAAAAACAUUACAAAUAGAUAAGAAUUUGAUUCACAUAAUCAAAUUGCCAGCCAAGUAGAAACAAAAUGCUGUUGUAAAAUACUUUUCUGUCGGAAAAAGAGAUUUUCUAACAACAGCAGCUUUUGCUAUUGUUUUAGUUUUAAAAGUAUUUGGUUGUGUAGAUGGAUUACUAUUCUACUAUUAAGGUACUGAUAGUGUCAUAAAAUUAAAUGAAUAAAUUUAACAAUUAAUUGAAUAACAGAGAUUCGAUUUGAAUAAUUUGAAAGAUCGAUUGAUAUUACAUUACUAAAAUAAUGAUGAGUUUUUAUGGGAUAAGAUCUAUAAUAGAAACUACGCAUUUAAUGAAAUCAAUGAGGUUAAGAAUUAGAUUGAGAAUGUACAAAUAAGUGAUUUCCAAGGAAUACUUCAGUCAGAAACGUUGAGCAUUUUUGGAGUCACAGAGAGUUCCAAAAUUCCAAACAUCCCUUCUGGAUAAAAUGAUUACUCAAAGUAAAAAGAUAAAUCAUAUUUUGAAUGUGCCUAUUAGUAUCAGUCCUAAUGA